AUGGAGUUUUGUGGAUAUAGUGCUGCAGAAGAUGGGUUUUGGGCAGAGGUGGCGGGGUGGAUUAAGGAAUGUGUUUGUUCGGCGUCAAUGUCAGUGCUCAUUAAUGGGUCACCCUCUAAGCCCUUCAAGAUGGAAAGGGGUCUGCGACAAGGAGACCAUUUAUGUCCCUUUCUGUUUGUGCUCGUCGUUGAUGUGCUCCAUAAGAUGAUUGGGGAGGCGGUGAGGAAUGGGCGCAUAUUGCCGCUGUUGGUUGGACGGGAUAACAUUGAGUUAUCACAUUUACAGUUUGCGGAUGACACUAUCUUGUUCUGCCCGCCAGAGGAAGAGACCAUUCAGAAUUACAAGCGCCUACUGCGUUCUUUUGAGCUGAUGUCUGGGUUGUCUAUUAAUUAUGAGAAGUCCAAUUUCAUUCCGGUUAAUUGUGAACAGAGGUGGGCGCGUAAGAUGUGUCUGUUGCUGGGUUGUAAGGAGGCCUCUCUCCCUGUCCGGUACCUUGGCAUCUCUUUGGGAGCAAACCCGAGGCUAGUUAAGACGUGGAAACCAGUGAUUGAUAAGGUGGAAGAAAAGCUGAGUUUGUGGAAAGUAAAGACCCUCAAUAAAGCGGGUAAGCUGGUACUCAUUAAAUCGGUUCUCAAUAGCUUGCCUAUAUAUUAUCUUAGUUUGUACAAGAUACCAAAGGCAGUAGUAGAGGAGUUGAUUUUCUUACAAAGACGGUUCUUGUGGAGUAAGGAUGAUGGGAGGAUUGGGAUACCACUAGUGAAAUGGGAGGUAGUGAUGGCCCCUAAAAAGGAGGGUGGUUUGGGAGUGGGAGAUGCAGUGGUUCGAAAUACAGCUCUCCUAUUCAAAUGGUGGUGGCGGUUCUCCAAAGAGGAGUGCCCCUUAUGGAAGAGAGUAGUAUGCUCUUGUAAUAACAUGAAUCCUUUUAAGAUGAUGCAUAGUCAACAGGUUCCUUCAAGAGGGGGUCCGUGGAAGGACAUUUGCCACCUUCAAAUCAGGGAGCCACAAAUCAGAGAGAGGAUGAUUAGAGGCUUGUCAAUAGAAGUAGGAAACGGCAGAACAAUCCGAUUCUGGGAGGAUGACUGGUUAACUGGUGGUGCCUUGAAGGAUUUGUUUCCUAGAUUCUUCUUGGUUUCAAACCUUAAAGUUUCUGUUAUAGGUGACUGUGGGUUUUGGGAUGGGUUAGAGUGGAUAUAG
This is a messenger RNA of Arachis stenosperma, 1194 nucleotides long. RefSeq lists its product as uncharacterized. The record is from RefSeq and is a predicted model, not a curated record. The transcript has a single exon. Bases 1 to 1194 code for a protein of 397 amino acids. NCBI's taxonomy places the organism in Eukaryota, Viridiplantae, Streptophyta, Magnoliopsida, Fabales, Fabaceae.